AACGCGUCGCAUUCAUCCGCUCUGGACGUGUGCGCAUCGGUUCCAAGCUACUUCUCAAGUAGCGCAUCCGUUGGCUGCAAAUUUGCAUCGAUUUCAGCCGCAAAAAAAAACAACACAAGAGCAUGUCCGCGCCCCGCCAGCGCUACAGCCGCGUGCCCACCGAGGACGCCGCGACGACCCGCGCCGCCGCGAAGAAGCGGCGCAGCGAGCUCGCCGAGCAGGUCGCGACGAAGAUCCAGGCCGCCGCGUGGGUCGCGGCCGGCGGCUUCGUGGCCUACCAAACAGAUUUACCGGUCGUGCUGCUGGCGGGCACGGAGACGAAUCGGUUCUGGUGCGACGUCGCCGCGGCUUGUUUUGCGGCGAACUGUGUCUUAUGCUUCUACCUGACGGUCUGGCUGCCGCACGUCCAGCGCAUCGACCUCGAGUGGAACGUCUACUGCCCGCGCGUCAUCCCGACGAUGACCGUGCUGGGGCUCACCUGCGGCUUUUCGUUAAUAAGGGGGCUCUGGCCCGUCUGGGGCCUGCUGACGCCGCUGAUUUUGGGUUUAGUAGCGAUGGCGUGCCUCAUGUCGCUGCACUUCAUACCGAUACCCUGCUGAGGGCUGCAUGCGCAAUUUUGAACCUAAGUUUCACUGUUACAAC
Molecule: messenger RNA, 642 nt
Organism: Pelagomonas calceolata
Lineage: Eukaryota; Pelagophyceae; Pelagomonadales; Pelagomonadaceae
Source: the annotation of a GenBank genome assembly